AGCUCUCCUGGGUGGAAGCGCCGGCCUCGGAGUGAUGGUGGCUGCAGUGAGAAUGGGCCAGGCAGGGACCAUGGCGGUGGCGGCAAAGGUGGCAGGGGCGGGGCAGCUGGCAGUAGAGGAGGCUGUGGUCUUCAGGGGGCUGUAGGUGGAGGCAUGGCUCGGGCCAGCAGCGGGAACGGCAGCGAGGAGGCCUGGGGGCCACUUCGGGCGCCACAACAGCAGCUUCGAGAGCUGUGCCCAGGAGUGAACAACCAGCCCUACCUCUGUGAAAGUGGUCACUGCUGCGGGGAGACUGGCUGCUGCACCUACUACUAUGAGCUCUGGUGGUUCUGGCUGCUCUGGACUGUCCUCAUCCUCUUUAGUUGCUGUUGCGCCUUCCGCCACCGGCGAGCUAAACUCCGGCUGCAACAACAGCAGAGGCAGCGUGAGAUCAACUUGUUGGCCUACCAUGGGGCAUGCCAUGGGACUGGCCCUGCCCCAACUGGUUCACUGCUUGACCUUCGCCUUCUCAGCACCUUCAAACCCCCAGCCUAUGAGGAUGUGGUUCAACGCCCAGGCACACCACCACCUCCAUAUACUAUGGCCCCAGGCCACCACUUGACUGCUUCCAGUGAAUGUACCUGUUGUUCCUCUGCAUCCAGCUGCCCUGGCCACUGUGAGGGGACAAAUGUGGAAGGUGUUUCUUCCCACCAGAGUGCCCCCCCUUGUCAAGAGGGUGAGCCCAGGGCAAGGAUGAGCCCAGCCCAUACACCUCCCUCUUGUCGCUAUCGUCGCCUGACUGGUGACUCAGGUAUUGAGCUCUGUCCUUGUCCUGACUCCAGCAAGGGUGAGCCAGUCAAGGAAGUGAGAAUUAGUGCUACCCCACUGGAGCUGGAGGACCACUCCCCUUGUGCACUGCCUCCAGAGCCCAUUCCCCGGGUCUCUCCUGUGGGCCUGGCUUCCAGUGAAGGGGACAUCCCAUAAGUGGUUAUGGGAGGGUGGGUGGGUCACCUGCCCUGGUCCCACCUCAAGCCCCCUUAGCCUCUCCUUACCCUCUAGAAUUUGCCUGCAAGGGCUGGAACCUGGAGGACAGGGGUGGUACUGGGGGACUGUGCUAGCUUUAACGACCCCCAAAACAUACACAAGAGCCUUGAUCUCAUUAAAGAGAUGUGAACCAGC
Messenger RNA from Heterocephalus glaber (naked mole-rat), 1158 nucleotides. It is a transcript of the gene Wbp1, whose product is annotated as WW domain binding protein 1. The record is from RefSeq and is a predicted model, not a curated record. Gene Ontology annotation, molecular function: WW domain binding. NCBI's taxonomy places the organism in Eukaryota, Metazoa, Chordata, Mammalia, Rodentia, Bathyergidae.